AUGGGUUGGGAGGGUCGGGUGACGUGUCCACGGGAACGGAGAAGGUGCGCGAUCCAGCAGCUGCGUAUGGGUACGGGGGGCACCCCUGUUACCCUCGAUACGCACGGCAAAACUCACUUAUUUUGUCUGGUCGUCGUUCGAAGUUAUCAUUGUAUCGUUUUCGUGUUGCGACAGAUUGGCUGUGGAAGAAAGUCUCGUAAUCCUCUGGAGAAAUGCGAUUUGAACAGUCGGAGCAGUCCGUACGGAAUGAGCUUUUUGGAGAAGGAGGAGAAAUUGAGCCAAGAUGGAUUUCGUUUCGCACAACCCCGGUCUCUGGCACCGCGACGAUUGUCCGCGGAUCCACGAAGCCCGAUACAAUCGCCGGUGCGGUCGUCGCCAGUUCAGGCGUGUCUCGCUCAACACUCUCUUUUCCGAAGCGUUUCCUCCGGUUACGAGAGCAUGGACGACAGUUACAACGAUACGACAGAUGCCGAGAAGUUAGACGAGUCAAGUCGGCUACCGAACGGUAUCUCGAUUUUGCUCAGCGGCGACAUAGUCGGCGACGAGAGGUUCGCGAUCGCAAGUACGAGCAAUCCGAGGACGCCUGAGUUCGCCCGCACUCAUUGCGGCAGCGGGAUUGUCAGGCGCUCAGCUUCAUUGCAAAAGCAGCAAGAAGACCGGAAAAAUUCGAAUCUGUCAAAAGUACGUUCCUGUCUAUUUCGCUCACCGACAGCGAGCUCGUCCACCACGAGCCCGAUCUUCGAGGACAACCUGCUGGCCACGAAGAUUCCCACCGCCGGUCGUCGACGCGUUACCGUAAGCUUCUCGCCGUCCAACUCCGUCGCCACCAUCCCUCGCAACAUCACGUUGCCUCUACGCUGCGCGUUUAAACGGCCGGACUCGCCGCUCACCGAAAGCACGCACGUGGCCAAAAGAUCGCGAAGAUCGACGAACUUUCUCGACAGCAUCGGCGAUAAUGGAUGCGAGACCAUGAUGACAACUUCGUCCGCUCCGAAGUGUGUGCUUCAAAGAAGCUUUUCCGAGUCGGCAGCACCGAGCGCGAUGAAAAUGGAGGUAGAAACAGAAUCGGAAACAGACUCCGAGGUGCAGUCAGAACUAGAAACGCACGCUCUCAUCAAGUCUGCCAUUCAUCGCAGCACCACCAGUACUGAUCUCACCGGAGAUUUUAGUAAACCUUGCGUCCUGCCACUGGCCGAAGGCCAUCAUGAUGACCUGCGAUCGAUUUCCACCGAGACGAUGGCUGCCUUGAUACGCGGACAAUUCAACGACCAAAUCAGUUCCUUUAAAAUCGUCGACUGUCGAUACCCGUAUGAGUUCGACGCUGGCCACAUCCAGGGUGCUGUCAACCUUUACAGUAAAGACCUGAUAGAGCAGAUUCUGCUGAACCCGUUGACGAGCACGCCCGAGAUACAACCGGACUCGAAUAAAAGAAACAUUUUAAUUUUUCAUUGUGAGUUCUCUUGGGAACGAGGCCCGAACAUGUCGCGUUUUCUACGCAGCUUGGAUCGGCAGCGUAACAAAGAACAUUAUCCGGCUCUGUACUACCCGGAAGUUUACUUGCUGCAUGGUGGAUACGAACAAUUUUAUAAGCAGCAGAAAGAGUUGUGCUCGCCGCAGGGCUACCGCCCCAUGAAACAUCCCGACCAUGAAGCCGACCUCAGACAAUUUCGUAACAAGAGUAAAAGUUGGCAAGGUGACAAAUCGAGGAUCAACUCUAACAUCGUCGGAGCUAAUCUAAAACGUUUAGGUUUUUAAUUGUUCUCGUCGUAUCCAUUCACUAUCC
Molecule: messenger RNA, 1783 nt
Organism: Ceratina calcarata
Lineage: Eukaryota; Metazoa; Arthropoda; Insecta; Hymenoptera; Apidae
Product: M-phase inducer phosphatase-like
Exons: 2
Coding region: 1-1755 (584 amino acids)
Biological process (GO): positive regulation of G2/MI transition of meiotic cell cycle; positive regulation of G2/M transition of mitotic cell cycle; G2/M transition of mitotic cell cycle
Cellular component (GO): nucleus; cytoplasm
Molecular function (GO): protein tyrosine phosphatase activity
Source: RefSeq, a predicted model, not a curated record